AUGGCUCGAGACAAGAAGCAGACAGCUCGCAAACACUCCGCAGGAAAGGCUCCCCCUAAGGUCCGAGACCCGGGAGAGCCGAAAAAGCCUGCGACGAGGUUCAGGCCGGGUAUCAUAGCUCUUCACGAGAUCCGGCGAUAUCAGAAGUCUACUGAACUGCUUAUCAAGAAACUCCCUUUUGAGAGAUUAGUACGCUCAAUCGGGAAGAACAUCAAAGGGGACAUCAGAUACCAGGUGGCUGCGAUAUCGGCACUUCAGGAGGCCGCGGAGGCCUAUCUGGUCGCACUUUUCGAAGACACCAAUUUGUGCGCGAUCCACGCCAGAAGGGUCACCAUUAUGCCAAAAGAUAUUCACAUAGCCCGGAGGAUUCGCGGUUGA
Molecule: messenger RNA, 378 nt
Organism: Galendromus occidentalis (western predatory mite)
Lineage: Eukaryota; Metazoa; Arthropoda; Arachnida; Mesostigmata; Phytoseiidae
Product: histone H3.3-like
Exons: 2
Coding region: 1-378 (125 amino acids)
Cellular component (GO): nucleosome
Molecular function (GO): structural constituent of chromatin; DNA binding; protein heterodimerization activity
Source: RefSeq, a predicted model, not a curated record